This is a messenger RNA of Haliotis rubra (blacklip abalone), 2064 nucleotides long. RefSeq names its product dopamine beta-hydroxylase-like. Gene Ontology annotation, molecular function: copper ion binding; dopamine beta-monooxygenase activity. The record is from RefSeq and is a predicted model, not a curated record. NCBI's taxonomy places the organism in Eukaryota, Metazoa, Mollusca, Gastropoda, Lepetellida, Haliotidae. The transcript has 10 exons. The coding region runs from base 1 to 1881 and encodes 626 amino acids.
AUGAGAUAUCGAGUUGGGGCAUGUGGGAUGCAGAUUGUCGUGUCUAUGAGGGCGGAUUGUGUUGGACUGUUGUUGCUGCUGCUGCUAGAGUAUAGCAACUGCUACCGUCACUACCAGGAACAGAUACCGAACGGGGAUCAGGUUCCUCAUCCCUGUAAACCCAACUUCAUAUGGCGAGGAGUCGGGCAUCUCAGUGCGCUGGGGGGCGGCGACAAUAACCAGUUCGGCCUCGACUUUGCUAACAGCGGUCAUAAGUGGACAAAGACAUUGUGUGAGCUGGACUCUGACGGCGAUGGGAAGUCUAACGGUAUGGAGCUUGGUGAUCCCAGUUGUGAAUGGACACCGUCCAGUGGUGUCUUCCCAGAGAGGACGACCCAGAUAACUCACCCAGGCGUAUGUGAUCCCCUUGACAGUCCGAAAUGCGAGUCGAAGAUCCUCAACUGCGACACAGAGGAGUUCAUAUGCCCCGCCAUUAACGAACAACACGUACGCAACAUUACACUGAGGUUCCCACGAACGUUAGUGCCUGCGGUUGAAACCUCCUAUAUGUGCAUGACCUUUGACCUGGAGUUUCCGGAGGAGUUCCCUGCAGACCAGGAAUACCACCUGAUAGCAACACAGCCUGUGAUUGACAACCCUAACGUGAUGCAUCACAUCACAGUCACAGGAUGCGUGGACACAGCCAGCAAGAUACCAGAACCAAAGAACUGCUUCAUGGCGCAAGGCGGCUGCAACAUCAAUAUGGGUCUGUGGACGCUGGGGAUGACUGGGGAGUGUAUCUACCACGAAGCUGGGUUCAAGAUAGGCGGGAAAGGGACUCACACAGUCAUGAUGCAGUUCCACUGGACCAACCCUGAGCUGGUGACCGACUACUGGGACAGUUCCGGCAUGAUCCUGUACUACACCCCAAAACUCCGCAAAUACAACGCUGGCUUCUUCUACACUGGCCAGACAAACCUGGAGAUUCCUGCUGGACAGUCACGCGUCACUCUAAGGUCAACCUGCACCUCUGAAUGCACACAGAUGAACGUUGACAACAAUGUCUACAUCACCACUGGCCUCAACCAUAUGCACUACCUAGGUUACCAGCAGAAUGUGGAAUUGUUCCGGGAUGGUCAAAAGGUUCGGGAUUUGACCAAGGACGACGUCUACAGCUACGAUAACCCCAUCAUCCACGAGUUCGACCCUCCCGUCGAGCUCCUCCCCGGUGACAGACUGGAGACGACGUGCACCUACAGGUCUCUUUCAAGAACCAGAACCACCUUCUUUGGGGAAGGCACAUACGAUGAAAUGUGCUACGGCAUCUUCACCGUGUUUCCUAUUGAGAACAUGACAAGCCCUGCCUGUGUCACCUGGGGCUCCAUUGACCAAUGCAGUCUGGAGAUAGGUUCUUUGAAAAAAUGCAACCUCAUGAAAUUUCUGAAUGUGUCCGAUCCUGAAACAAAUUCUAUGAGGCGAAUGGUCCUAGACAACUGCAACUUCUAUGGAGCAUGUCGUCCAGAAUGUCCUCAAGCUUUAGCAAAGGUCAAGGAAGAUCCUUGCCUGCAAGGGCGAAUUGGGGGACUACAUUCAGUGGUCACUCUCCUGGUCUCAGUCGGCAGAGGACAUCAAGUUUGUGUCAGCACUCUCGUCAUGCAGCUGUGCAACAAACCGACCGCUCGGCGUCAGCGACGACAAACUCAACAACGCCGGGGACUCAUUUGGAUUCUCCUCUUCAGUGAUUGUUGCAACUCUGGUGGCCUACAGUAUAGACGCAAUGUAAUGCACUGGUCGAUCCUUCUUGAGAUUAUACACAGCAAGAAGAGAUUUAUUUUUUUAAUUGUGUUUUCAGGAAACAUUCCAUAUCCUGUUUCUCAUCAUGAUUUUUGGAUACAUAAAUAAACUUUUGCAGUGUAUUAAGUUCAGUAAUGUCUAAGAGGACAACCCAUAUAUUGAAUAUAUAUGAACGUAUCUACAUAAUGAUAAUAAGGACCAAUGUAACACUGAGCGAGUCUAUUCACUUGCGUAAAAUACGAAGCUGUCUAUCAUUAAUUGUCUGUUAUUAAAUACUAUUUGCCUUCACGA